Molecule: messenger RNA, 1749 nt
Organism: Folsomia candida
Lineage: Eukaryota; Metazoa; Arthropoda; Collembola; Entomobryomorpha; Isotomidae
Exons: 4
Coding region: 175-1509 (444 amino acids)
Source: RefSeq, a predicted model, not a curated record
UCGAGUGGGUCAUCACCAUUGUCAUCUAUCCAGUUAAGCCAGGCAUCAUCAUAGUUGCAAAGUUUACUAGCAGUAGCUGCUGUUUGAAUUAUUUACACUUCUAUUGAAGAAAUGUUCUUCACAAUUUUUCAAAAAAAUUUAUAAACGUGACUUAUGAUUUAGAAAAUUACAAAAAUGAAGAGUAGCUCAUAUUGUGCAAUUGUGUUUCUAUUGGGAUUUAUGCUAACACUAACAUACGCAACAAUUGGACGUGAAAAUGUGUGUCGUACCGUACCGUUAAAGAAUUGUACCUUUGUUAAUGACAAUGCCACUCUUUGUGGAAACAUUCCAACAUGUUCCGUCCCAUACGACGAAUUCGUCACGAACGCCCGUCUGAUGGAUGGGAAUGCUCCCCGUGUCGAAAUGUCAUUCCCUUCAUGGGCAAAUUACAAACUUUUGCAGCGUGGCCAACGCUUUGUACAAGAUCACUGGUUCAGCUUCAGUCUUGCCGCGGACAUGGGACGGAUGGCGAACAUGGUUAAUGCGGAUAUUCGAGACGUCGCGAUGUACACGGGAGCAAUGUCAACUUCACCGGUCGGGUGUGCAAAAAUAUUGGCGUCAUUUGGCGCCAAGACGAUGACCUGGGCUCAAGACCUUCAAGUUGCCCCACCCACCAUACCAUGGAACUCGGACUUUCUCCAAAGUGUAAACCGAAUUCGAUGGAUUCAUAUCAAACUUUCCCGCGACCUUUUGUCCCGUUACCGCUUAACCGGCGUUACCUCGAUCGUUGACCCCGCCACUUAUGAAAACAUCACGACCAAUGACAUCGUUUGGGAUGCUUUCCACCAGGAUUUAGUAGACUCUAAAAUUCCCGCUGAAUCCAGACUAGCCCCACCAAUUGUGUCUGAAGGGGACCCUUCCUCAAUCCCAUUUUUUAAUCAGCAAUCCCUCGCCUACUUUCAGUUCAACGCCUUCACGUAUCCAAUCCUCAUGGGAAAAACGUUCGGAAUUGGGGCCGUAUCAGAGGACGAUUUGUGGGCGUAUAACCACUUAUCCGCCGUUAUCGGGUAUACGUUCGGCUUGGAUGACAAGUACAAUGUGGCGAUACAGCCAAACAUGUCUUCCUUGAGGGAAUACUAUUCGAAAAUUUAUGACGGGAUGGUGAUUCCCAGUUUGUUCCAUAUCAAUAAAAAGACUAAAGUCACGGUGGAAAAUAUUUUAGUGGCGACCCGAAUUCACACGCCUGCCUGGACUUUACAGCUUUACCUUUACCGAAUUGCUACCCUCUUGGCGAACGUGCCCGCACCAAAUUUAGCCAAACUGUUUAACGAUCAGGAUAAAUAUCAUGACAAUAAUUUGAGAACCAACGUGCUGCCAAAAUUAUUAGUAAAUCCGGCAUUUCGACGAGAGACGAAUACGAAAGCGAUAAAUGAUCUGAUUAAAAUUGGACGAGUUUAUUAUGGAAAUAAUUACACGACCCAAUACGGUCGAGCCAGGGAUACAUUUCUUACACCGAUUAGGAAUGUCUGAAGCAGAAUAUGGCCAGAUUGAUGCAUAUUCGAAAUCAAUCAUAUCUUAUCAAGACGGAUUCGAUUGGUACAAAAAUACAUAUAUUUAUAUCUCACUUUGGUAUAUAAAUAUGCGCAUGCGUAAGACUUAUUAAUUGACAUUAAUUAUUACAAAAUCAUUGUACAAUAUUUGUCUUUAUUUAUCUACAUUCAUCGCAGUCCAAUCGUUUCUUAAUUGAAUAACAUUUAUGCACAAAUCGUA